AUGAUCCUCCGCCUGGGUCCUCAGCCUCCGUACAGGCCCUCAGCCUCCGCCCGGGACCUCAGCCUCCGUACAGGCCCUCAGCCUCCGUCCGGGACCUCAGCCUCCGUACAGGCCCUCAGCCUCUGCCUGGGACCUCAGCCUCUAUACAGGCCCUCAGCCUCCGCCCGGGACCUCAGCCUCCGUACAGGCCCUCAGCCUCUGCCUGGGACCUCAGCCUCUAUACAGGCCCUCAGCCUCCGCCCGGGACCUCAGCCUCCGUACAGGCCCUCAGCCUCCGCCCGGGACCUCAGCCUCCGUACAGGCCCUCAGCCUCCGCCCGGGACCUCAGCCUCCGUACAGGCCCACAGCCUCCGCCCGGGACCUCAGCCUCCGUACAGGGCCUCAGCCUCCGCCCGGGACCUCAGCCUCCAGAGAUGCCCAAAGAUCCCGACCUUGGGCUGA
Molecule: messenger RNA, 441 nt
Organism: Knipowitschia caucasica
Lineage: Eukaryota; Metazoa; Chordata; Actinopteri; Gobiiformes; Gobiidae
Source: the annotation of a GenBank genome assembly